Molecule: messenger RNA, 540 nt
Organism: Phaeodactylum tricornutum CCAP 1055/1
Lineage: Eukaryota; Bacillariophyta; Bacillariophyceae; Surirellales; Neidiaceae
Exons: 2
Cellular component (GO): membrane; cytoplasm
Source: RefSeq, a predicted model, not a curated record
UGGGCCGCCUACAAUGAUGCGCUGGAUAGCAAACCGCUCUUUACCAAGGCCAUGACUUCGCUCGUGGGAUGGGGGCUCGGGGAUGUUCUGGCUCAGGUACGUUUCGAUUCCAGGGCUCAAUCAAUGGAUCAAUUCACCGGAAAGCUCUCGUUUCGUACGCGCUUCGUGACUCUUUCGGUCUUUGGUUUCAUCUACCACGGACCCUCGGGACACUACUUCUACAACUGGCUCGACGGCAAGAUCAAGGGAACCCGCGCUCAAGACGUGGCCCUCAAGGUUGGCAUUGAUCAGAUCUUGUGGUGCCCCAUCUUCAUGACGGUAUUCUUCACCUACCUGGGCCUCUGCAACGGCGACUCCUUCAACACCAUUGGCAACAAGAUCAAGAAUGAUCUGUUGUCCGCCUGCCAGGGAUCCUGGAAGGUCUGGCCCAUUGUGCACGCCGUCAAUUUCAAGUUCAUCUCCAGCAAGCACCGUCUCGUCUUUAUUAACGCCGUCCAGGUUGCCUUCAACAUGUUCCUGUCGCUGAUUGGAACCAAGUAA